Messenger RNA from Lactuca sativa (garden lettuce), 749 nucleotides. RefSeq names its product NDH dependent flow 6 (gene PNSB4). NCBI's taxonomy places the organism in Eukaryota, Viridiplantae, Streptophyta, Magnoliopsida, Asterales, Asteraceae. The record is from RefSeq and is a predicted model, not a curated record. Gene Ontology annotation, biological process: photosynthetic electron transport in photosystem I. Gene Ontology annotation, cellular component: NAD(P)H dehydrogenase complex (plastoquinone); chloroplast thylakoid membrane.
UUACAAAUGGGCUCCUUAUCCUCUUUUUCACCCAACAAAACAGCACACACAAAAAAGAAGGGUUUGGACGUUGGUCUGUUUCCUUAUCAUCAUCCAUGGCAGAAGCAAUUAUGAGCUUCAAAAUGAUCAAUCCUCACAUCCGUUAUAAGCCCUCUUUGCAGACAACAAGAUUGGACUCGAAUCCAUUUUCAAAAUCACUCAGGCAGUUUUCAGGCUCAAAAUUCGUCAAUGGCUUACAUCUGCAUUCAAUUGGUGAAGAUAGUAACAAGAGUAGAUUGAAAGCUCUACCACAUUUGACAUUAAUGGCGGUUUUAGUUGAGCACAUGGAAGGCCAAAGAGACCUCAUCACCCACAAAUCCAUAUGGCAUCUCAGCGAUCAAUCCAUUAAGAACGUUUAUACAUUCUACAUCAUGUUUACUGUUUGGGGAUGUUGUUUCUUUGGUUCAACAAAGGAUCCAUAUUAUGAUUCAGAACAUUAUAGGAAAGAUGGAGGAGAUGGAACUGGGCAUUGGGUGUAUGAAAAGCAAGAAGAUAUAGAAGAAAAGGCGAGAUCAGAGUUGUGGCGUGAGGAGUUGAUCGAGGAGAUUGAGAAGAAGGUGGGAGGGCUACGUGAGUUGGAAGAGGCUAAAGAAGAGGAACUUGUCAAGUGAUGGAAAAUAUUUUAGGGAUAAUUAUUGUUUAUACAUACACAUCAAGAUCAUUGUUGAAUAUGAAACAUGAAAAUUAAUAAUGUUUAUUAGGUGAUUCAA